This is a messenger RNA of Morone saxatilis (striped sea-bass), 1458 nucleotides long. RefSeq names its product protein phosphatase 1 regulatory subunit 12A-like. The record is from RefSeq and is a predicted model, not a curated record. Gene Ontology annotation, cellular component: Z disc; A band; cytoplasm. Gene Ontology annotation, biological process: signal transduction. Lineage: Eukaryota; Metazoa; Chordata; Actinopteri; Moronidae. Gene Ontology annotation, molecular function: enzyme inhibitor activity; phosphatase regulator activity; protein kinase binding.
AGACAGGAGCGCUUCAGUGACUGCUCAGCCUUGCUGGAUCUGGAGAGAAAGGACCGGAGGAUGUUGGAGCGGCGAAUGGCGGAGCUGGAGGAGGAGCUAAAGGUUCUGGUUGACCUGAGAGCAGACAACCAGCGUCUCAAAGAUGAAAAUGGAGCACUGAUCCGUGUCAUCAGCAAACUCUCCAAAUAGACGGAGAAAGAGAGAGAGAGAGAGACACACGAAGAGCAGGGAACCCCCUCCCUCCUUCCCUCCAUCCAUCCCUCCCUCCCUCCUUCCACACAUUCCUCCCAGUGCCAAAGAGCGAGCGAGAGGAGGGGGGGGAGCAGCAGAAUGUCCUACGUACAUGAACACCACAGCUUGACUUGGAUUGUGAUGCCUCUCUGUGAACAGCUGGAGUGGCUUUUGUGUGCCUUUUUUAAUGCCCGUUUGUCACAGGAAGACCUAUGGCAUGAAGGCCUGUGGCUACGGUCGGAGGCUCCCACAGUAGCAACAUGAGACUUGACAACAACAGCCAGAAUGCCCACGGCUGGUGCAACACACGAAAACACAACAUCUACCACGACUGUGCAUCGGGGGAACACUAACAUGCACACACAUUCCUAUGCGUGCAUCACAUACUUCCUCGACGCACAUUCCACGAGCGCACGAGGCAGCUUGGGCCUUAAAGCUCCCACUUUUAGUAUUUAUUGUUUUUGUGAACACACUCACGUCACACAUUCACGAAUUAACCCCACUCACAGUUCAAAUGUUAGGUGUUGUCAAGCAGUGAAGGUUUUGGUGUAGUUCUUUAAAAAGAAAACAACAGCAACAAAAAAAAAAAAACCCAGCUCUGAAAUCAGGCUCUGUCUUUACGUUCAGCAACGUCCUGACAACAGGGGGAAGUCCACGAAGCUCUGUUGGGUUGUUUUGUUUCCACAUGCAAGUGUUUGAACCCACCUACCUCUCCACCUAUGCACUUCCCCACAUCCAUUUUUAUGUUUUGUGACCACAGACACACUCCAUGCUCUUAAAAGAAAAAAUGACCACAGAACCAGGUCAGUCGACCACAGCACUUUACUCUGCAAAGCAAUAGAAGAUCUGCGAGGCUUUGCCCGUCCUCCAGACAGACAAACUUAUUUCAGAGCAGCACCUUCUCACUUAGUAAGUGAAGGGAAAAGUUAGCCCAUAGCUAAGGUCAAAGGUCAUUGCACAAUUAUAGAAAUUGCUGUUCUGUUAAAGCCUCUUAUGAUACGAAUGGUUUUAAUUAUUACCAUUGAUAAAAGAUAUUAUUUUCAUAGUUUUUCAUUGUCAAUUCCUCUCUUGCAAGGGAGCAUGGUUAUGUAUAUUAUCUGUGUAUAAAUAUUAGUCUUGAAUAAUACCCUUUUGAAGUCAAAUUCCAUGUAGCCUUUCUUCACAUGUUGGUUUUCUAAUAUAUUGAAUGGAUGUCUGCACCCUAAUAAAAAAAAAGCUGUGUUUGUA